Hyaloperonospora brassicae is the source of this 1005-nucleotide messenger RNA. Lineage: Eukaryota; Oomycota; Peronosporomycetes; Peronosporales; Peronosporaceae. The record is from the annotation of a GenBank genome assembly.
AUGGGCAGGCCGUUGAGCAAAGGGGUCGUCCCACAACCUCAAGUCCCAAGCAACUACAGCGCUGCGCACAUUCCGUCGCAGAAGGACAAAGUUGCGAUCGUUACGGGUGCAAACUCGGGCAUUGGGUUCCACACGGCCUUGGAACUCGCCCGCAAAGGUGCGCAUGUGGUGCUGGCGUGUCGCAAUCGCGAGCGGGGGCUCGAAGCCGAAGCCGACAUGCAAGCGCUGUUGACGUCGAGCAGUGACGGCGGGACUGUUAUGUUUAUGCUGGUCGACAUGGCCGAUCUGAGCAGCGUGCACAAGUUUUGCGCGGACUUUAAGAAGACGCAUCGUCGCUUGGAUAUCCUGGUCAACAACGCCGGCAUUGCUGGCGGCGUGUACACCAAGACGAUCGAUGGCUACGAGCUGCAGUUUGCGACCAACUACUUGGGCCACUUUGCGCUGACGGCGCGACUGUUUGACCUGCUGAAGGCGAGCGAAGCUGCGCGGAUUGUGUCGGUCAGCAGCUUUCUCCACCGCCACGCGUCGUUGUUCUUUGACGAGGACAAGAUUAUGGUCACGAAGGAGGACGAGUAUGGACAGAUUGCCACCUACGCGGUCUCGAAACUGUGCAACCUCUUGUUCAUGCGGGAACUCGACCGGCGACUGAAAGCGGCGAAGCUCAACAAUGUGGUUGCAACGGCCGCGCAUCCGGGAUACUGCGACACGAACAUUAUGAAGAAAGCGGCCGAGACGAACAGCGACAAUUGGCUGUGGUGGCUCAUGUUUCGCACGGUGGCCAUGGCCACGCCGCAGAGUCCUGCAAAAGGAGCGCUGUCGACGUUGUAUGCGGCAACAAGCGACUCGGUUUCGGGUGGCAGCUACUACGGACCAAAGUACCUCGAGUUGUACGGCUCACCUGCGUGCGUGGACUCGUCGACGCUGAGCAAGUCCGAGUCGGCAGCUGCGAAGCUUUGGGCGUUCAGCGAGAAGCUUACGCACCUGCAAUUUGACGUGGCCAAGUAA